Messenger RNA from Mycena indigotica, 1347 nucleotides. RefSeq lists its product as uncharacterized. The record is from RefSeq and is a predicted model, not a curated record. The coding region runs from base 1 to 1347 and encodes 448 amino acids. The transcript has 9 exons. Lineage: Eukaryota; Fungi; Basidiomycota; Agaricomycetes; Agaricales; Mycenaceae.
AUGUCGGAUGGUGUCGCAUCCAGCGCGUUUAAUGGCCAGCACCCACCUGUUGGCUGGUCUCAGCCACAGUUACAGCUGCCUUUCAUCCCGCCACAAAUAUUUCAGGACGCGUUGAUGCUCUCCAAGCCUGUGGAGCUAUCGGACGAACCUACCCUCAUCCGGGCAAUAGCGGAGUGUCGCGAACGGCGCGAAUCUUACAAGGAUGCUCUAAAUAAACUUCAUGGAAAGGACGGACAUUCCGCAAGUUUAUGGAAGGACUAUUAUUUGGAUCACAAGGAUAAAAUUGACGCAGCCGUCCAAGAAAGUGCAACCCCAACCCCGCCACCCAUACGAAAAAACACCAUCAAGAAGCCGGCAAUUGCCUCUUUCAAGCCCGACUCGUCUGCUUCUGAAUCCGAAGCGUCUCGCAGCCCGUCACCCGUUCCGUCUGUCUCUCGAUCAAGAAAGCCAAGGAAGAAGAAGAAGCGCGACGAAACGGAAAUUAUUCAACAACCAGGGAGCUCUGGUGGUCGCCGACAAACUAUCAACAGCCUAACAGCGCACACUCUCGUCUUGAGCAACUCGCGUUUGCCACCCCCCAACACCGAAAUACGUAUCCCUCCGCCGCCUUCCCGCGAACCAAUACCUCCAACUCUUGUCAUUCCCCACAACCGUGGCGGUCACAAAUUUACAACCGAAGACAAGAAGUAUUUUCUUGAGUUUAUUCAAUGGCGGCUUCAAGAAGAUCCCUCAUUGAACCGAAAGGACCUAUGCGAGGAAUUGGGUGAGAAGGCGCCACAUCACAACUAUACGUCUUGGAAUAGUUAUUGGAGCAAUCACCACGACUUGCCUGAUAAAAUCUUGGCCCAAGCGCGGAAUGAGGAUUCAGACAAUGACUCUGCAAAACCUCGGGACAAGAUCCAACCUCUACCUAGAUAUAAGGAAGACAGUUCUGACUCUGAACUCUCUGCGGCUGCUUCUGGGUCAGAAGAUGAAUGGCAAGAAGAAGACGAAGAUUCAGUCGAAAUAGCGACUGAAGAUGAAACCCAGAUGGGUGCUGCUGGUGCACCAUUCAACAGUGCUGACUUCGCCGCCCUUGCUCGUCAUAUCGCGUCGUACCCUAACUGGGAAUACUCAAGCAACGCAGCUAAAUUCGGCGCGUUCGUCGACAAGUAUCCUGAGCGGAGCGCGAAGGCAUGGGGCGAGUUCUAUCGGAGGAAUGAUAAACUGAUCGACCGGAUGGUGCGCAAGCUACAAACCAAAAUGAAGCCAACGCCGAAAGAACGGAAGUUGCCUUCCGUCAAACGAAAGUCAGACCUCGAAGAAGUAGAUGUUGGGAGUGCUAAACGAAACAGGACGGAAUAUUAG